Taeniopygia guttata (zebra finch) is the source of this 1330-nucleotide messenger RNA. RefSeq lists its product as uncharacterized. The record is from RefSeq and is a predicted model, not a curated record. NCBI's taxonomy places the organism in Eukaryota, Metazoa, Chordata, Aves, Passeriformes, Estrildidae. Gene Ontology annotation, molecular function: lipid binding.
CGACAUCAAAGGGUCCAGGUGCUGUGCCAGGACAUGCCACCCUUCUGGUGUCUCAUCUUUCUUGGGGGCCUUCUUCCCCCCUCCCAGGGCCUCCUCAACCUCCUGAAUGCAGCACAGCCCAUCAGUGGCCUGCUUAGCAGUGGUCUCACCGGUGGAAAAAGUGGGUUGCCUGGCACAGGUGCUCUUGGUGAAGGUGGGCUGCUUGGCACUGGCCUCCUGGGCGAAGGAAGUCCAAGUGGAGCAGAAAGCGGAGGUCCCCUUGGUGCAGGAAAUGAACCCAGCGGAGCUGGGCUCCUCGGCACAGGCCUCCUAGGAGGACAACCUGGCAGCAAUGGGCUGCUCGGCACAGGCAUCCUCAGUGGGAAAGGCCUUGGUGCAGGCCUCCUUGGUGAAGGACUUGGCCCAAACCUCCUUGGUGAAGGACUUGGCCCAAACCUCCUUGGUGGAGAAGGACUUGGCAAAGGAAUCCUUGGUGGAGAAGGAGCUGGCACAGGAAUCCUUGGUGGGAAAGGCCUUGCAACAGGCCUCCUUGGUGGGGAAGGACUUGCUAAGGGUCUCCUCAGCAAUGGCCUCCUUGGCAAUAACAGCCUUCUUGGAGAGACAGGUCUGCUUGGAGCAGGGCUGCUUGGAAAAGGAGGUCUCCUAGGCAAUGGAAGUCUGCUUGGACUUGAUGGUCUUCUGGGUGAAGCAGGAGGACUGCUGGGUGCAGGAGCAGGACUGUUGGAUGGUGGAGCCUCCCAGGAGAUGACACGCUUCGCCUGGCUGAAGGUGCUGAACCUCGAGAAUGCCCGAGUGUCAUGGAAGGUCCUUCGUGGGACUGAGCUUGUGCUGAACCUGUACUCGAAGCUGGUGCUCCGCUUUCCAGGGAUUCUUCAGUUUCUGAGUGGAUCCUCAGUAGAAGCAAACAUCACAUCACACAUUGCCCUGACCCAGGACUCUCCCAGUGACCUUAAGCUGGUGCUUAAGGACUGCAGCAACCUCCUUGGCGGCUUCAGGGUCAACCUGCGGAAAGGCCUCUUGACUAAUCUGGUGAGCAGCUUGGUGAACAAGUCUCUUAAGUCCCUUGUCCCUGCGCUGUUCUGCCCAUUAGUGAACAUGUGGGUCAGGAUCAUCAACAUUAAUCUGCAAAUCCUCAACCGUGUCGUCUCCUUUGGGCUUCUGGGGAAAAUCUACUCUGCCCUCCCCAAACUGCCAGUGACAGCUGGGCAGUAUGUGGAGCUGGAUCUGCAGAAUUCCCCUUUCCCAAGCACCUUCAUCGACUGGCUCCUUCAGACUGCAGGUGUCAAUCCCAGGAUACAGCCGUAGCUGCAGGAUUGGCAGCACCCCCGGG